This is a messenger RNA of Exophiala aquamarina CBS 119918, 1416 nucleotides long. RefSeq lists its product as uncharacterized. Lineage: Eukaryota; Fungi; Ascomycota; Eurotiomycetes; Chaetothyriales; Herpotrichiellaceae. Gene Ontology annotation, cellular component: endoplasmic reticulum. The coding region runs from base 1 to 1416 and encodes 471 amino acids. The transcript is spliced from 2 exons. Gene Ontology annotation, molecular function: 3-beta-hydroxysteroid dehydrogenase [NAD(P)+]/C4-decarboxylase activity; 3-beta-hydroxy-Delta5-steroid dehydrogenase (NAD+) activity. The record is from RefSeq and is a predicted model, not a curated record. Gene Ontology annotation, biological process: ergosterol biosynthetic process.
AUGCAGUUCUGGGUCUUGUUGACCAGCUUUGCGCUGCUGGUGCUGCUGGUAACGUACCUCUGGCUGGUGAAUCGCUCCAUCAGUAUCUCACCUCCAGAGGGACUGCGUCUGGCUCAAAAGCCAUGGACGACGGAGAAGGUUCAGGACGCGUUUCGUGAGUUCCAGGCAUCUCCAACGGAUGUCACGCCAUAUCUAUUCGGAAAGAAGAAUCGUCGCUAUAUUGUUGUUGGCGGAUCCGGACUCGUCGGAGGUUGGAUCGUGCAGCACUUGCUGAUGCGAGGCGAGGAUCCGCGGGCCAUUAGAAUCGUAGACCUUAGCAGACCAACAAGGAAGGAGGUCGUGGAGGGAAACAAGGGGGUCGACUAUAUUAAAUCAGACAUAACAGACGCGGAUGCCAUAUCGAAGGCCUUCAACGCACCAUGGCCCCAGAAGACAAAAGCGCUGCCGCUGACGGUGUUUCAUUGCGCGGCGCUGAUCAGCCCUGCUGAUAGACACCAAGACUUCCUCCCAACUUACGCGAAGGUCAAUAUAAAUGGCACAGCCAACUCCAUCAAGGCCGCUCAGGUAGCCGGCGCAUCUUGCUUUAUCUGGACAUCUUCAGCGUCUGUCGGCCUCAAGAACCCGAAUUACUUUGGCUGGCCAUGGCAGAGCCGCUCCUCGACAAAUACCUGGCAGCUGGUCCCCAACGCCGAGCCUACGUUCACCAUUCAUGAUGACUCCAUCUCCCCCUACGGCUCCUGCUACGCGUGGACCAAAGCACAAGCGGAGAAACUCGUCCGAGGCGCACACAACCCAUCCUCAAAUUUCCUCACGGGCGCCAUCCGCCCAGGCCACGCCAUCUACGGACACGGGGUGGAAAACCCGUCGAGCAUAACAUGGGAUUAUCUGCGGCGCGGCGGCUCACCGAGCUGGAUCGGGCCCUGCAUCGCGAACUUUGUGUCUGCGCAGAACGUCUCGAUCGGCCACCUGGCAUACGAAGCGACCCUCCUCAAAACCCCCCGCAAGGGAGGCAAGGCGUACUGCGUCACGGACCCAAACCCGCCGAUCCGGUAUCAGGACCUGUACACGACGCUGAUCACGCUCGCUCACCCGACGACGCCAAUUGCGUUUCCAUAUAUGCCGCACAUGCCGCUGCUGCUGCUCUCGUACGGUGUGGAGCAAUAUCGGGUGCUGCGGAAUCGAUAUACUUGGUUGGAAGCCGUGCUCCCGCCCGUCACGGGCGAUUUGGUCUACGUGCAGCCUGCGGUGUCCAGCUUGUGUGCCUUGCAUACUGUCUACACGGAUACUGCUGCGCAGGAGGAGAUCGGAUAUCGUGCUGCGAUCACGACCAUCGAGGGGUUCGUUCUUGCGGUUUUGGACUGGAAUGCAAAGAUCGAGGGAAAAGAAAAGGCAAGGAAGGGCUUGGACAGGGGUUGA